UCUCUGCAUACACACACAAGUCCGCUCUGACGCUCUCUCUCUUUUCCUCACUCCCUCCCUCUCUGAAAAACACACACACUCAUGCUCUGCUCAGCUCUAAAGGAGCGGUAGCUUAUAAACUGGCUGCAGUAAGCAGUCAUUCUCUCAGUGAAGGGAGAGAAGGGAGGGAAAGAGAAAUUGCUUUGACUGAUCGGACCAGAACUCUGCUGACCUAACUGGACUGGGUCAUUCUGGGAUGUGUUUUUUCCUUUUUUGUUUUUUGUUUUUUUUUCUUUACUGUGUUUCUAAUGAAUUUUGCCAGGCAGGUCCGGGCUCGAAUAGACUGAAUUAGCAAAGUUCUAUUCUUUCUGGGCUUUAUGUUGUCGGAUUGGGAGGAAUUCUCCUGCAGGUCUGGAGGAUAAAGAGCUGGACAUGGAAUUCCCUGCUUUUUUGCAUCCCACCCUCUCUCUCAAUUUUUUUUCAUCCUGCCUUCAUCUUCUUUCUUACACUUCCACUGCAGACAUCCAGUGUUGAGCAGACAAAGGCAGCUGGCUUUUGUGUUUCUUUUUUGUUCAUGGGGAAUAAGGGAGAAAAGGGAGCUCCCCUUCUCUUUUAAUUAAUUUGCCUUCGGAAAAAAAGGAGAUGCUUGUUUGAGAAAAUACCAGCAGAUUUUUUCCUCCCACUUUAUCAGAGAGAGUGCUUUUGGAUUGUUGCUGUUUUUAUCAUUUAAGCUGACACUUUCUUAGAAAACGCACACCUCUACUGCAUUUGUUUUUUAUUUUUGCCAUUUUUCUUUACGCCCUACAUCCCAUCUGCAUUUCUGCUGGUGGAGGUUGUGGUGGUGAAGCCGGGGUAGGCAUGGCGCAGCAGGGAGGCACAGGGGUGGCCCACCAGGACACCUUGGCAGUGCCGCCCAUGCCCAAACACUCCGGCUUGAAUGAAGACCUGGUGAAGAUCCUGCGGGAGAACCUACUGCAGCCGGAGAGGCCGCGGGGACACCGGCGGUCGCCGUCCUCCAUCUCCCCACGCCUUUCUCCACGCAACUCGCCACGACUGCUCCGCCGCAUGUUGCUCAACAACAACAUUCACAAGCAGAGGCGCUUCACUGUUGCACAUACAUGCUUUGAUGUGGACAAUGGCACGUCGUCAGGUCGAAGCCCCCUGGACCCGAUGGCCAGCCCGGGCUCAGGCCUCAUCCUGCAGGCCAACUUUGUCCACAGCCAGCGGAGAGAGUCGUUCCUCUACCGCUCGGACAGCGACUACGACCUCUCGCCCAAGUCCAUGUCCCGAAACUCCUCCAUUGCCAGUGACAUUCAUGGUGACGAUAUGAUUGUAACGCCAUUUGCACAGGUUCUUGCAAGCUUGAGAACUGUACGGAACAACUUUGGUGCAUUAACCAAUCUACAGCAAGACCGAGCAUCUAAUAAGAGAUCACCCAUGUGCAACCCACCCCCUAUCACCAAGACCACCUUUACAGAGGAGGCCUACCAGAAACUGGCCACCGAGACCCUGGAGGAGCUGGACUGGUGCCUGGACCAGCUGGAGACGCUGCAGACAAGACACUCGGUCAGCGAGAUGGCCUCAAACAAGUUUAAGAGGAUGUUGAAUCGGGAGCUGACUCACCUAUCAGAGAUGAGCCGAUCUGGGAACCAAGUGUCUGAAUUCAUCUCCAGCACAUUUCUCGACAAACAACAUGAGGUGGAGAUGCCGUCCCCGCAGACACAGAAAGAGAAGGAGAAGAAGAACAAGCCCAUGUCUCAGAUCAGCGGAGUGAAAAAGCUGCAACACUCUUCCAGCCUCACAAACUCAAACAUCCCUCGCUUCGGCGUCAAGACGGAGACUGAGGAUGAGCUGGCAAAGGAGCUGGAACAUGUGAACAAAUGGGGCCUUAAUGUUUUUAAAAUCUCAGAAUUCUCUGGGAAUCGGCCACUGACAGUCAUGAUGUACACAAUAUUUCAGGAGAGAGACUUGUUAAAAACGUUCAAAAUCCCACUCGACACCUUCAUAACAUACCUGAUGACCUUAGAAGACCAUUAUCAUGCCGAUGUGGCCUACCAUAACAACAUCCAUGCUGCUGACGUCACCCAGUCAACUCACGUGCUGCUAUCCACCCCUGCCCUUGAGGCUGUGUUCACAGACCUUGAGAUCCUCGCUGCCAUCUUCGCCAGUGCAAUUCAUGAUGUGGACCAUCCCGGAGUCUCAAACCAGUUCCUCAUCAACACCAAUUCAGAGCUAGCCUUGAUGUACAAUGACUCAUCAGUGUUGGAGAACCACCACUUAGCAGUUGGUUUCAAGCUACUGCAAGAGGAGAACUGUGACAUCUUCCAAAACUUGACCAAAAAACAGCGACAAUCACUGCGAAAGAUGGUCAUUGACAUCGUGUUAGCAACAGACAUGUCCAAACACAUGAAUCUGCUGGCUGACCUGAAGACGAUGGUGGAAACAAAGAAAGUGACCAGCUCCGGUGUGUUGCUGCUGGACAACUACUCUGACAGGAUACAGGUUCUCCAGAACAUGGUCCACUGUGCUGACCUAAGCAACCCCACCAAGCCUCUUCAGCUGUACCGACAGUGGACGGACCGCAUCAUGGAGGAGUUCUUCAGCCAAGGGGACAGAGAAAGAGAGAGGGGGAUGGAGAUCAGCCCCAUGUGUGACAAACACAACGCCUCUGUAGAAAAGAGCCAGGUUGGGUUCAUAGACUAUAUCGUCCACCCCCUGUGGGAGACGUGGGCUGACCUUGUCCAUCCGGACGCACAAGACAUCUUGGACACAUUGGAGGACAAUAGAGAGUGGUACCAAAGCACUAUCCCCCAAAGUCCAUCUCCAGCUUUAGAUGAGCCAGAGGACAGCACUCGACCCCCAGGAGCAGACAAGUUCCAGUUUGAGCUGACCUUGGAGGAGGACGGGGAGUCCGACACUGAAAAGGACAGUGGCAGCCAGCCGGAGGAGGAGGAGGAAGAGGAAGAAGAGGAAAACAGCUGUACUGACUCUAAAACACUCUGUACGCAGGACUCCGAAUCAACAGAGAUACCUUUGGACGAACAGGUGGGGGAGGACGACGACGAUGACGAUGAGGAGGGGGGUGCAGAAGAGGAGGGGGAGACCCCCUGCUCAGAGCCGUGUGCUGCAGAUGAAGAGGUGGCAGAGGACGAAGAGGAGAAGAAAUCCCCUGACACAUAGCAGUUAUGGACAGCCUUUGAUUAACUGCUCCUCUUAGUAAUGACAGAUUAUUAUUUAUAGAAUAUUUUUUGAGUUUUGUGAAAUCUGUUUUUUAUACGUCUGUGUUUCCAAAGCGUGCGCUGCUCCUCACCCUGGGUUACUCCUCUCGUCUCCUUUAUUUAGACACGCCCAUUGGUACUACUUCAAGUUUUUUUGCACUCAGGAAGAACUCUCUUUCAUUCCCAUUCGUACUGAAGUGGUGUGUCUUUAUUUCCACCUCCUCCUUACAUUCUUUAGUUGUACAUGCGGACGGUCUCCUCAGUGCUGCUCAUACAUCACAUUUGUUGUUUGUUUUUUUUUUUUUGGUUUUUUGCUUCUGUCUCAGCCUCACCAGAAAGUUCACCUGUGUCUUUAUGUUUUAUGAAGUGCCAAUAACUUCAUAGGGUCAGUUAUUGGAGAGAGUCUCCCUUUUAUUUUUAUAUAUCUCCUUGAUCAUGUUCCUCCCCUUCCACAAUAAAUUAUAAAGAAUGCUUUUGCUCAAAACCCGACAGGUCGGUGCAGCACAUUUGGGAUGCUGUUUUUAAACUACAUUUGCAAUGUGGAAGUCUUCCUCCAUAACCUGACUGACAAAAACUCAAAUCUGAACCACCAUGAUGUAGUCCUAACCCUCUAGUUUUUUUUUUUUUUUUUUGUAUUGUAUGUAAGAUUCAGAUAUUUUCCAUUUCUAGAGUUUAAUUUUGCUGUCAAAAUUAAACAGGAGAAGUUGAGGAACCUUGUAGAAACGUAGAGGGAGACAUGUGUCAGAUGUAAAGCUUUUGGAAGCUGUUCAAAAGAGCUCCAAAAGCAUUUAUACUCCUGUACCACUAUACUUGUAUUCAAUUAGCUCUGUGUCUUAAAAUCUGUAUUUUCUUUUUGGUAACUGUUAUUUUUAGAGAAAAUCUUCUCUGAGAAGGAAGCAGAAUCCUGAGGUCUUGUGCUUCGCUUCUCAUGGGAGUCGUUUAUAACCUGGAGUAAGCCCUUAAAUGUUUUUAUUGUUGCCUAUAGUUCUUUUGAACACAUCCUGAGACAAUGCAAUGCUUUGUAGUUAUUACAAAAAGCACCUUUUUUAGAGGUUUGACUAGUGCUCCAAAUGUUUAGAAAUAGUAAUGGUGUCGAAAAUGACUGGGGUGAUUUUAUAACAAAGUAAAGAGAAAUUAGUUUUAUUUUCUUAGCUGUUUGGCUUGGUUUAUACAUCGGCACCUGCUGCUUAUCUUUAGCCUUCAACGAUUCAUUUCUCAUCAGAUUCCUGCCAUUAAGUCCAGUUUACUGUUUUUGUUUUCAACAAGACAAUCAGCUGCACAGCAUAAAUAUCAGAUAAGACCAUUCUCCACAUUGUUACAGGUGCAUUUCAGUAAAUUAGUGUAUCACUGAAUAGUUCAUUGAUUUCAGCAAUUCACUUCAAAAUGUGAAAUAGUAAUAAGUUUAAUGUAUUUAUUUCAGUUGCUUUUGUUGAUUAUAUUAGGAAAAUUCUAAUUUAGUUUGUUGAAAAAUCUGCAUAUUUAAUUAGAUAAAUAAAAGUAGGAGUACUUUUAUUUACUCCUAUGCCACAAAUGGUCGGUUUUAAAUAAGCUGGUUCACCACAGAGAGCCAGAGAGAACAUUGAUAGAAAAUUCAAGUGGAAAGAAAAACUGCACAAGUGAUGGGAAAACAUUUUUGAGACGCUUGGAUUUGAAUUAACCGUAAAGCAUAUUCAGCUAAAUUGACUGAAAAUUUGAUUUUAUUUAUUGUUUAAUAAAUCAAAUUAUUUUUAAAUCAUUUUCUUAAUAAUAUUCUAAUUUAUUGAGAUUCCCUUGUAUUUAAAUGCACUAAUACAUUUGCAUACCAUCUCUUUAAAUAUUUUUAACCCAUUCAAACACCGACUCCUUGUUGAAUGCAGGCUUAACAUCAUUGUCUCCUCUUUUAUGUUUUUUGUCAUUCUAACUCGAAGCUAUUAUUUAUUGCUAUAUAUUUUUCUAUUUGUUACAGUUGUUUUUGAAAUAUAAAGGUGGUACAGUCGAUACUUCACUGUAGCAUAGAUAACAUAAGCUUGCCAGUUAUUACACCUAAAUUCACUUUUUUUCGUUUCCCCUUGUACAAAAUAAAAUAUUUUGGAAGAUAUUAACUAAUAAUAGAAAAAACAAAAGGUAAAAAAAAACAACAACUUGAAAUACUGCACACUGCUUUUUCAAAGAGGGUCUUGUUUUACUGAUAUGCCAUUUAAGAAAACAAAUUAUUUAACUUUUAUUUUGUGCCAAUAUUUAAUUUUAUUCUUUUCAUCCUCACCGAAUGCCCUUACCUGUAAUAAGAAUUUCUGGUUUAUUGCUGUUUACAAACAUAUAUUUAUUGUGCUGUAUAUAAUAUAUAAUUAUUAAUGUUAUUACUAUCAUAAUGCAGUUUGCUGUAAAUGGUUGAUUCUUAUCAUCCCUUUUGGUGAUGGCGUGGCUGUAUUAUGUACCUCUUGUUGAGAGAAUGUUUAUUAACAUGAGCUUCGGUGUAAAAAAAAAAAAGAUGAAGAAAAGAAUAGAAAACGCUCCAUAAACUUUUUUUGCUCACCUGAGAACUAGCUCAGAAAGGAGAGAGAGAGAAAACGAGUGAGAGAGGAAAGCCAAAUUGUUUUUUUAAAAAGAAGCUGUUCCUUGGCCCAUGGGCUGUGCCUUAAAAUUUAACACAUCAUACACUUUUUAGCCUUUUUAAUUUUUUUAUUCUCUAGUUCUCCUUUGCUGCAUUGGGUGAAUUGCUUGGCUUUGGUUGGCCUGACGACGUGUGGAGAUAAGAUGCCUUUUUUUCAUUAGUCACAAUUAGGGGCAGAGGUUUGUUGAGGCGUUCAGGUUAACCACAAGCCAUACAUUCACCACAUGAGUGAUUGUGGCCUGUAGCUGGAUGUCAAAGACUCUUAUUUUGCUGGUCUGAACGGCUCACACUGUACUUACGCUCUACGUCUGCACUCAAAAGACGAGACUCAAGCUGUCGAAUGACUCUCUGCUGUCAGAUUUCUGAUUGAAUCACAGCUUAAAUUUUUACCAAACACUGAAUGGGGCGUUACAGCAGUGUGUAGUUGGUGCUCGACUACGGCCAUCCGAAGCACAGAGGCUUUGGGACACAUCUGCACGUUCAGCCACUGCUGCAUUAAUUCUGGCUGAAACACUUGACAAUGUGUUGCUCAUCCAUGCUCGGCUCACACUUCCACUCACGUGACCUGCAAUAUCCAGGACCACUGACAUGUUUCUGCCUGGACAGAAGAGGGGUCUGCUAUAUUUCUGUACUGGAGAAAAUGGGUGGGGGGUAGUGGGGACUGCAUCACUGUCCUGAAAGCAGGACUCUUAUUUUGACACACAUACUGUAGAUUUUAAACAGCCCUGGACCAAUGGAAAUUGUGGGUUCUUUUCUCAUUAUGUGUUCUAUUUUUUUAAGGUGUGCUAGGAAAACACAAACUGUAACUUCAGAAAAACAAGAAAUGGUCUUCAGGACAAUUAUUUUCUUGGGUUAUGUCUUUAGAAUGCCAACUUGUCUGGACGUUUCACAGGACAAUUAAAAUGUUAUUUUAACGAAUUCCUUGUUAAUCGCAGUCUAUUGGAUAGCACUGUAGAUCAUACGACUUUAUCUACAAAACAAAAAAGAAUGAAAAAAAGUUUUUAUAUGCAAUGGAAUAAAUAAAAGCAUGGGUUGAUUCUGCCUACUCACUG
This is a messenger RNA of Poeciliopsis prolifica (blackstripe livebearer), 6839 nucleotides long. RefSeq names its product phosphodiesterase 4D, cAMP-specific (gene pde4d). Gene Ontology annotation, molecular function: 3',5'-cyclic-AMP phosphodiesterase activity. Gene Ontology annotation, cellular component: perinuclear region of cytoplasm; cytosol; nucleus. The record is from RefSeq and is a predicted model, not a curated record. Bases 838 to 3159 code for a protein of 773 amino acids. The transcript is spliced from 15 exons. Lineage: Eukaryota; Metazoa; Chordata; Actinopteri; Cyprinodontiformes; Poeciliidae. Gene Ontology annotation, biological process: signal transduction.